Oreochromis aureus is the source of this 718-nucleotide messenger RNA. RefSeq names its product RecQ mediated genome instability 2 (gene rmi2). Bases 107 to 547 code for a protein of 146 amino acids. Gene Ontology annotation, cellular component: cytosol; nuclear speck. The record is from RefSeq and is a predicted model, not a curated record. NCBI's taxonomy places the organism in Eukaryota, Metazoa, Chordata, Actinopteri, Cichliformes, Cichlidae. The transcript is spliced from 2 exons. Gene Ontology annotation, biological process: maintenance of rDNA; DNA repair; negative regulation of double-strand break repair via homologous recombination.
GAGUGCUGCCACGACUUCCGGUAAAUAUUGCGCUCCUGGGGAGGCGGGAAAUGAAAACGCUGUUGCAAGUUGUCCAUCGCUUGAAGGCAGCAGCAAUCUGUUAGUGAUGUCCAAAGUUGAAAAGACAGACGUGGAAAGGACACGUCCUCCGCCUGUUAAAGUGCUGUCGGGACAGCUGAGGGCGGCAGGGAACUGGGGCACCGCUGAUAGCGGGGCCAGCUGUGUAAUUAGACUGGCCAGAGGACGCUCUUUGCCUGUCUCGCUGGUGUGGAUGCAGGGGACUGUGCUGGAAGUCCAGCAGGACAGAGACACCGUGCUGCUGAUGGAUGAGACGGGGACUUUCGUUGUUCAGGGUGUUAACAACAUCCCCAAAGGGAAACCGUGCUUGUCCCAAGGGAAAUAUGUCAUGGUGAUGGGCAUCAUUCAGGCGGUCUCACCAGAGCCAGUCAUCCGUGCAGUGAAGAUGGCAGACCUCUCAGAGCUAGCUGCACUUCACAGACGGAUGUGGAAGCUUGAGGUGGAUGACUUGCAGCAGGUGCUGGCCUGAAGUGCUCCUCCUCCUGUAGCUUGUUACAUACUACUGAAGUGUCAAAUGUUACCUCAGCAGACUUAAAAGAUGACUUCCCUGUCUGCUGGACUUGUUUGAUGGAGGUCAAGUGCUUAAGUGAUUAAGAAAACUGGUGUGUGUGGCUCCUAAUCCAAAGUUGUCACUGGAGCU